This is a messenger RNA of Dama dama (fallow deer), 852 nucleotides long. It is a transcript of the gene TEN1, whose product is annotated as TEN1 subunit of CST complex. Gene Ontology annotation, molecular function: single-stranded DNA binding; telomerase inhibitor activity; telomeric repeat DNA binding. The coding region runs from base 260 to 628 and encodes 122 amino acids. Gene Ontology annotation, cellular component: CST complex. The record is from RefSeq and is a predicted model, not a curated record. Lineage: Eukaryota; Metazoa; Chordata; Mammalia; Artiodactyla; Cervidae. The transcript has 5 exons. Gene Ontology annotation, biological process: negative regulation of telomere maintenance via telomerase.
ACGGACGGGGCGUCAGGCGGUGGCUGUGCCGCUGUAGGCGCCGCCGGGGCGGGCGAGUCCCCUGUUCUCGGCCAGUGGCGCCUCAGAGCAGCCCUCUGACAAGCGGACCCCGGAAGAAGGUCAAGGAAUUGCCCAGCAUCAGGGUCCUUUCCAAUGAGUUGCCUCUUCGCAUCAGGUGGCCAAAGUAUUGAAGCCUCAGCAUCAGUCCUUCCAAUGAAUAUUCAGGAUUGAUUUCCUUUAUUGAUAUUCAGGAGCAAUAAUGCUGCCCAAACCUGGGAUCUAUUUCUUCCCCUGGGAGGUCAGUGCUGGCCAAGUUCCUGAUGGGAACACACUGAGGACAUUUGGCAGGUUGUGCAGCUACGACAUGACCCAGUCCCAAGUAACCCUGACGGCUCAACUCAGAUCUGACCAGUACCCGAUCCUCGUCUGUACCAAGUUGGUGGAACCGUUCCAAGCCCAGCUGGGCUCCCUCUACACUGUCCUUGGGGAACUGGAGCACCAGAAGGACGGAAGCUGCGUGGUGAAGGCCCGGGUGCUGACGUGUGUGGAAGGAAUGAACCUCCCCUUGUUAGAACAAGCCAUCCGGGAGCAGAGGCUGUACCAGCAAGAGAGGGACAGCGGCCAGUAGGGAGCAAGCCAGGAGCUCCUGGCAAUGCUGCCUUCCCGCCCGGCCAGACGCUGGAGCUGCUGCAGAGAAGAUGCAGGAGCGUCCCCCGACUGACAGCCUUUGUCUGGAGAGACGAGGGGAGGGCAGCUUAGCGCUCCGAGGCCGGGCGCUGGGGCGCUGGGCCUCGUGUGGGUCCUGGAGAGUUCCAGAACGUCCCCGUGAAUAAAGCCUGGUGGUGUGACUGA